Molecule: messenger RNA, 4329 nt
Organism: Rotaria sordida
Lineage: Eukaryota; Metazoa; Rotifera; Eurotatoria; Philodinida; Philodinidae
Source: the annotation of a GenBank genome assembly
AUGAAGGAUCAGUGGUUAAUGUUCAAUUAUUUAAAAUUGUGUUUUGUAGUUACAACAUGCCAACGUCACUUUGAACGAAUGAUGGAAAGUUCGAUUGUCUCAGAUUCACAACCACGUUCUGUUGCUGUUGGUGAUGUCAAUAAUGAUAAUCAAAUAGAUAUUGUUGUGGCCAAUUCUGGUUCAAAUACUAUUGGGAUAUUUCUUUCAAAAGGUAAUGGACUUUUUGAAGAACAAAAAAUAUAUCCAACUGGUCCUCAAUCUUGUCCUUAUUCGAUUGUUAUCAGUGACUUUAAUAAUGACAAUUAUUUAGAUAUUGCUGUUGCUAACUAUGGUAUUAAUAGUAUAGGAAUAUUUUUCGGACAUGCCAAUGGAAAUUCUUUUAGUCAAAAACUGUUUUCAACUGGGUCUUCUCGUCCCUUGUUUAUUACUACUGGUGAUUUUAACAAUGAUAAUCAAAUGGAUAUAAUAAUCGCUAACUAUGGUACUAACAAUAUUGGUAUCUUUCUUGGAUAUGGUAACGGAUCGUUUCAAGAUCAAAUAACGUAUUUUACUGGUUAUGAUUCUAUUCCAUUUUCAUUAGCUGUUGGUAAUUUCAAUAAUGACAAUAAUUUAGAUAUUGCUAUUGCCAAUUAUGGUACUAACAACAUUGGUAUCCUUCUUGGUUACGGUAAUGCAAGUUUUGCAAGUCAACAAAUAUAUACAACUCUUCCAAAUUCAAAUCCAUCUUCGAUCGCAGUUGGAGAUUUUAACAAUGAUAAUCAAUUAGAUAUUAUCGUUGCCAAUAAUGGGACGGGUAAUAUAGGUAUAUUUCUUGGUCAUAGUAAUGGGACUUUUCUAGCACAAAAAGAAUAUUCAAUUGGGUUCAAUUCUCAUCCGCAAUAUAUUACUGUCGGUGAUAUCAACAAAGAUUAUAAAUUGGAUAUUAUCAUUGCUGAUUCGAGUAACAAUCGAGUACAUAUUCUUUCAGAAUAUGAGAAUGGAACAUUUACAACAAUAACAACAUUUGACACAAUAUCUCAGUCUAAUCCAGUAUGGAUUGCGGUGGCUGACUUUGACCAUGACAAUCAAUCAGAUAUUGUUGUUGCUAACUAUGGUACUAAUAAUGUACUUGUACUGACAAAUUAUUCGAUAAAACCAUCUGCAAGAAAGACGAUCUGUUAUGAUGGUCCAGAGUCUAGCGUGCUCUCAGUCGCUGUUAGUGAUUUUAACAACGACAAUAUUCUUGAUAUAGUUUUUAGCGUACGUAGCGGCAUACUCAUACUGACUGGUUUAGGUAAUGGAAUUUUCGGUAGAAAAGCGAUGUAUUCUACUGGUCAUGAUGGUAUUCCACAGUAUAUCUGUGCUGGAGAUGUAAACAAUGAUAGCAGAAUGGAUAUUGUCAUUGCUGACAAGAUUUUUGACGGUGUAGGCGUUUUUCUUGGAUAUGGGAACGGAAAUUUUUCUAUUAUGAUGAGUUAUUCUACUGGUAUCGGUUCGAAGCCAUGGUGGAUAGCUCUUAGCGAUAUCAAUAACGACCACCGACUGGAUAUUGUUUCGGCUAAUACAUACACUAGCAGUAUCGGUAUUUUUCUUGGAAAUGGGGAUGGCACUUUUGCUACCAUGAUAAGCUAUUCUACUGGUAUUAACUCUCAACCCUAUUCAGUCGCUGUUGGUGAUAUUAAUAAUGACAAUUAUUUAGAUCUUGUUGUCGCUAAUUGGCAAAGCAGUGUAAUUAUUUUUCUUGGACAUGGUAAUGGAACGUUUAUAAUGGAAUCGAUACUUUCUACACUUGGUAAUCUCUUUACGAUUGCUCUUGCUGAUUUCAAUAGUGACAAUCAUCUUGAUAUUGCUGUCGCUAAUACAGUUAAGGACAAUGUAGGCGUUUUUCUUGGAUAUGGAAAUGGUACGUUCGCAACACAAACAACUUAUUCAACUGAUAUUGGUUCGUCUCCAUAUUAUGUCAUCGUUGCUGAUCUCAACAAUGAUAACAUAUAUGAUAUGGUUGUCACCACUUAUGGCCAUCCAGCAGUACUUAUCUUUUAUGGAUAUAUCAAUGGAAGUUUUCAACUUGGAAGGAGAUAUCCAACUGGAGAUCGAUCGCAGCCGUACGGUAUAGUGGUCGCUGAUCUCGACAAUAACAAACACUUAGAAAUUGUCGUUGCCCUUUCUGCUAUUGGAGAUGUAGCAAUCUUAACUGAAUAUAAUGCUGCAGAAUUUGUUCACCAAAACAUAUAUUCAACUGGUUCUGCUCCACAACCAUUUUCGGUCGCUAUUGGUGACUUUAAUAAUGAUAAUCGAUCAGAUAUCGUCGUUGCCAAUUCAGGAACUGGAAAUUUAAGUAUACUUCUUGGUUUGGAUAAUGGCACGUUUGGUAUGGAAAUGAUGUACUCAAUUGGUACUAAUUCUCGUCCACAGUAUGUUAUCACUUGUGACAUCAAUAAAGAUAAUAAACUAGACAUAGUCAGUGUUAAUUCAAAAAAUGAGACCAUCAGUAUCUUGAUGGGACAAGGGAAUGGAACGUUUUCAGAACAAAUUAUGUAUCGAACUGGAGAUGGUUCAUAUCCAUAUGCUAUGGCCUCAGGUGAUUUUAACAAUGAUAGUCGAUUGGAUUUUGUCAUUGCCAAUAAAGACAGAGAUAGUAUUGGGAUAUUUUUUAACUUUAAUUAUACAACAUUUCAGAGACAGGUGACUUUCUCAAAUAUAGAUGAUAUAGCAGCAACUGGAAUUGUUGCUAGGGAUUUUAAUCAUGACAACUUAUUAGAUAUUGCCGUUGUAUUUUCAGAGAGUAAUAGUAUAGGUAUUCUUAUUGGAUAUGGGAAUGGUAGCUUUAUUAAUAUGAAGAGUUAUCCGACUGGAAAUGGUUCAGAACCGCAUGGUAUAGCUGUAGGUGAUUUUAACAAUGAUGCUCAAUUGGAUAUUGUCGUGACUAAUAUGUUUACUCAUAAUAUAGGUAUUUUUCUAGGAUAUGAUAAUGGAAGUUUUGCUGACAUUAUGACAUAUUCAACUGGAAAAGAUUCUACUCCCUACGGUAUCACUGUUGCUGAUUUUAACAAUGAUGGUCAAUUAGAUAUCGUCGUGGCUAGUUAUGGUACCAACAGCAUUAUAGUUCUACAAGGAUAUGGGACUGGAGCUUUUUCUAUUAUAAAGACAUAUUCAACUGGAGCAGGUUCUCUUCCCUACGACGUCACUGCUGGUGAUUUCAAUAAUGAUGGUCAAUUGGACAUUGCAGUAGCUAAUAUUGGUACAAAUACUAUUGGAGUUUUACUGGGUUAUAGCAAUGGUACAUUUAGAGACCAAAUGACAUUUUCAAUAUAUCGUAAUAGUCAACCAUGUUGGGUAACUGUUGGUGAUUUUGACAACAACAAGCAGCUCGAUAUUGCCACUGCUCUUUACAAUGGUAACGCUGUUGGUAUUCUUCUUGGAUUUGGAAAUGGAUCUUUCUCUCCUAUUGUGGUAUAUUCAACUGGAGCUGGUACUAAUCCAAGAGGUAUUAGCGUUGGUGAUUUUAACAAUGACAAUCGAUCAGAUAUUGUCAUUCCUAAUACUGGAGGUGACAGUAUUAGUGUACUUUUUGGCCUAGGAGAUGGAAAUUUUCUAUUAGGAAGACCAUUAUCAACUGGAAUCCAAUCUUCACCGAGUGCGACAGCGAUUGGUGACUUUAAUAAUGAUACUCAAUUAGAUGUUGCUGUUGCCAAAUAUGGAUCGAACAAUAUAGAAAUAUUUCUUGGAUAUGGCAGCGAACCUUUCGGAACUGGACGUGAAUAUUUUACUGGCGUUGGGUCACAGCCUCAUUCGGUAGCCGUUGAUGAUUUCAAUAGUGAUGGUCGACAGGAUAUUGCCAUAGCUAAUUAUGGCACCGGGAAUGUUGGAAUUAUGCUUGGAGAUGAUAAUGGAUAUUUCGCACCCAUGAAAACAUAUUCAACUGGAAAUGGUUCUACUCCAUACUCUGUGGCUAUCGGUAAUUUUAAUAAUGAUUAUCAACUAGAUAUUGUUGUCACCAAUUCUGAAACAGACAAUAUUGCUAUCCUUUUUGGUUAUAGUAACGGAACGUUUGCAAGUCCAGUGAUAUAUUCAACUGGUAAUCGUUCUCGUCCAUACACCGUCGCUAUCGGUGAUUUCAAUAAUGACAAUAUAUCGGAUAUUGCUGUGGCAAAUUCUGGAACCAAUGACAUAUUUACACUUUAUGGAUAUCGAAACGGAACAUUCGCAAACGUAACUACGCAACCUUUAGGGUAUGCAAAACGACCUUAUUCAAUUGCUGUUAAAGAUCUUAAUCAAGACAGUUGGUUAGACAUUGUCAUAGCAUAUUACACUACAGACCAAGUAGAAACACUAAUAAAAAUGUGCUAA